Molecule: messenger RNA, 1413 nt
Organism: Rhagoletis zephyria (snowberry fruit fly)
Lineage: Eukaryota; Metazoa; Arthropoda; Insecta; Diptera; Tephritidae
Product: piggyBac transposable element-derived protein 4-like
Source: RefSeq, a predicted model, not a curated record
AUGGUAGGAGAAACUCAAAUGGGUGUUUCAUUCAAUUCCGUACCAAUUCAAUGCUUAGCGCUGUGCUUACUUCAUUGUAUCAAUGAUGAAAAACGCAGGCCUUAUGUGGAAAUUGAGAAACUUGAUUCUGACGAUGAAUCUGAAGUUGAUCCUUUUAGCGAUGACGGUGAGUACGGAAACGAUCCAUACUAUGUGCCAGAUAAGGAUCGAGAUGCAGGCCAAAGUUCAGACGAAGAAUCCGAAAAGAAUGAUGGACCUCAUUGCAGCACAGGAACUGAACAUUGUGAAAAUGAAAUCGUACAGGAAGAUAUUGAUUCAUAUAUCUUUGCCAGUUCUAAUGAAAGCUCAGAUGAUACCUCAGAAGUCGAGCCCAACACUUGUGAGACGGAGUCUGAAGGCGAGUGGUUUGAAAACGCCAAAGAAAUACCGCAAUUUAAUUUUGAUGCUAGAAACUGUGGCGUGAAAAUUAGCCUCGAAGAAAAUUGUACCCCAAGAGAUAUUUUUGAUAAGAUAUUCACGUCCGACGUAAUGCAAAAAUUGGAUGAUUCAACUAAUACAUAUGAGUCAAAUCUUUGCGCGGAUAAUCCCCAUACUCGUAAUGCACGUUUUACUGAUUUUAAACCUACCAACAAUGAAGAAAUGUAUAAGUUCCUGGGUAUAUGCUUGCUUCAGGGUCAAGUAAAGGCGCCUAAAAUUCGCGACCUAUUUUCACGCGAUCCUUUUUAUUACCAUCCUGUAUUUAGGCACUCAAUGACUGGUUGUAGAUUUGAACAGCUCAUACGUUGCUUGAGUUGCUCCGCGGAAAGUGGCGAUGAGACUAAACUAAGAAAAAUUCAGCCGUUAUUGAAUCUUUUUCUUCAAAGUUUCCAAAGUGCCUUAUAUUCAGGGGAUUAUCUUUCUUUGGAUGAAUCGCUUUUACUCUUCAGGGGACGGCUACAGUUCCGCCAGUACAUCAAAGGUAAAAAGGCCCAAUAUGGUAUUAAAUUGUACGGGCUAACAACAAGCGAUGGAUAUGUUCUAAACAUUGAAAUCUAUCAAGGGGCAGAAGAUAAUAAACAAAAGUCAAAAGUUGGAAAUAUUGUCCAUCGUCUUAUGGCUCCAUACCUCAAUAAAGGACAUCAUCUAAUUAUGGACAACUUUUACAACAGUGUCGAACUCUCGAAAAAUCUCCUAUCAUAUAAAACGCAUGUCACAGGCACACUACGAGUAAAUCGUAAAGGAAAUCCCAAGGCUAUUACCGGAACUAAACUUUCGAAAGGAGAGUACAUAUGGCGUCGGCAAGGCCGAGUGUAUGUAUCGAAAUGGCGUGAUAAGCGAGAAGUGCUUUGCAUAACAACUGGAAAUCAUCCUCAACAUGUUCAAACUACGCGUAAAUGGGGACGUACAAUCGAUAAACCUAAUUGUCGUUUAUAA